AUGAAUGGUCGAAUAGUUGAAGAAGGAAAGUCUAAAGUUGUUAAAGUAUUACCUAAAAGACAAAUAUGUUUUGACGGGCAAGCAACGCUUUUAAAAAACGAUGGCACAAUUACUCACAUGCACAAUUUAAAUGUUGGUGAUAAUAUUUUAGUUGCUUAUUAUUCACCUAAAAAUGAAUUAUUGGUUAAGUAUAGUCCUGUUUUGGCUAUUGAUGUAUAUCAACAUUAUAACGAAAAAUAUCCAACAGAAUACUUGGAAUUACAUACCACAUCAAAAUCAACAACACAACAAUUACGUAUUACUCCAACCCAUCAUUAUUGGUGA
Molecule: messenger RNA, 324 nt
Organism: Didymodactylos carnosus
Lineage: Eukaryota; Metazoa; Rotifera; Eurotatoria; Philodinida; Philodinidae
Source: the annotation of a GenBank genome assembly